This is a messenger RNA of Procambarus clarkii (red swamp crayfish), 5548 nucleotides long. RefSeq names its product protein ZNRD2. Lineage: Eukaryota; Metazoa; Arthropoda; Malacostraca; Decapoda; Cambaridae. The record is from RefSeq and is a predicted model, not a curated record.
GCGCUCAUGAACGCCGCCAUCUUGCCUCUCCAUCAGCCUCAAUCAGCUGGCAGUAUUGACCAGAAAAAUACCUCCUCUCGUCCUCCACGCUGGUACAGGCGAGGCUACUCUUCAUUACACAAGAUACAGCCCAGUGGCCUCCGCUGACUGGGGUCUCCACUUCGGGUUGUCAUCAGCCUUCACCCUCGCUACCUGCUAGUUGAGAAACAACAAUGGCAUGUUUGGAUGAUGACUACUCGUGGAGCCCGCCUUCAGAAGCGGAACUCAAAGUUAUUGAGGCCAGACGGGAACGUAACAACAAGAUAUCAUCCAUAAUGGGACAAUAUCUUCUAAAGGGGUACAAAAUGUUGGCUAUAACAUGCCCAGUUUGUGAGUGCAUUUUGUUAGAGGAUCGCAUACAAAAUAAAUAUUGUAUCGGAUGCAGUGAAGUUGAUGCUGACACAUGGAAGGACAAUCCAGCGGUAAGUGAAGAAGCAGCCAGAAGAGCAGUGGAAGAAAUUCAACAUCGACAAAAUCAUGACAAAGACACAUCACCACCACCAGGAAUGGCAGUUGCUUCUCAGCAGACUUCGUCAAUUAAUAAUGCAGCAAGUGAGUCGGUACUCUCUCUCUCUGUCCCAACGUCUACUUCAGAUCUAAAGAUUUCCAGUGAAAAUAAGUUAUGUAAAAGUUUAUUAGUCCAUGGUGUCAAUCUUUCUGAAGAUGUGGCUUCAGCUGUGAGUGUUCUGCGUGGGAAAUUAGCUUGGGCAACAGGCCAACUACAAGCCACAACAAGUGUACAUGAAGCUCAAAAUCUUGCUGAACUCAUCACAGAAUCCUGCAAGGCCAUCACUGCACUUAGAGAUCUAUAGGGAUAUUUUGUCAGGCACUAUUAAAGGUUUAGAAAUGUAUUAAUUUGUCUGGUUUUGAAACCCGUUCAUUAUUACAAAUAUAUGCAGAAUUAUUUUCCAGAUUUAGGUGCCUUACCUAGGAAUACAAGAAAAGCUAUUUUCCUGUAUACCGGUUUUCUGCAAAGGUGUUCCUUAUUUCAACUUCUACCCAGUUAUCCAUUCCUCAAUCCGUGCCCAUUGGGAGGGUUGUUGGGCUUCUGUUAGUAGUAACAAACUACAUGCUUUUAAGGGUAGUAUGUUCCCAUGGCCUUCCUCCUACCACCAUAACCUCCAUUGGGAAACGGCUCUGGCAAGGUUACGUAUUGGCCCUUACACGUUUAACUCGCGGGCAUUUAAUGGAGCGCUGCCCUGCUUCUUAUUGUCCAAGUUGCAUUGUCCUCCUUACGGUCAUGCAUAUCCUUGUUGAAUGUCCCGACUUCCAGGAUGUGCACGAGUCGUUUCCAGACUGUUCCUUGAUAGAAUCCUUGGGGAAGCGGAUACCUUUGAUAUCGUUCACCUUGUGUGCUUUUGUUCUCGUAUUGGCAUCCUUAUUUAGUGCCUUUUGAAUAUCCCUCACAUUUGAUGGUGCUACAUAGUCUUCCCGUCUUGGUGCCUUCUUUUGAUGAUUACUGUACUUACUUGAAGUAUUGGCUGAAAAAUUCUACAUGCUGACUGCUCCAAUUGCAGUCAGCAUAUAUAAAGCAGUUGCAUUUUUCUCUGUGAAACAGCACUAUUACUACAGUAAGAUCCUUACUAAUAAUUUAUUGCAAUUUAGUUUUACGAUUCCUAAUGAUUAUUAACAAUUGAGUAUUGUUAUGAUUCCUACAUAGCCCCACAACAGUAGAGUACUAGUCAUACACAACCCCUGUAUAGUGUCUUGUAGCACAGCAGACUGUAUCAUUAGGUUACACACACAAAUCACAAUAGCGUGAUGCAUCAAAUGAACAAAUCCACAAGGGAUUAAUGAAGUACUGUAAAGGCGAAAAGGUAGAACAGAUUGUUGACAGAGCCCGGGUGCAUGGGGGGAAUUGUUUAAAACCCUGGUUUGUGUCUCGGAGAGACUGCAGGAUCCGUGUGAGGGCAGUAGCACUCUCGGUUGCAAUUCUUUUACCAUGUCGUGGCACAGUUGAUUAAGGCACGUCUGGGAUCCUCUUGGACGUAGGUUCGAACCCUCGUCACAGCCUUUGUGGAUUUGCAUAAUUAGGUUAUAACUGAGGAACCUAGGUUAGAUCCUUGCAGCAGGGCAGAAACAUUUGGGAAAAAGUUUUUUUUCACUUUAAUACCAUUUUUUCACCUAGCAAUAAACAGGUAUGCCAGGAGUUGGUUGUGGAUUCCAUCCCAGGAAAGGUCAUUAAAUGGCUGUGAGGUGUGAAGGAUAGAUGAAAUUGUUUAUGUAAUAAUCUAAGAUGAGGUCUGAUAAAGACCUUUUGUGCCCACUGUAAUGCUUUUGCACUACCGCUCACAGGAUGAGUAUGGGGUGCACAAUAAACUAGCCGCCUUCGGUGGCAACAAUCAAAAUCAAUGGCUGAGGAAUAUUGUUAAGUCUCCCAGACUGGGAAACCAUAAAGUGAACCAUAGGUGGCUUGCUACAAUCAACAAACUGAAGCAACAUUACACACACACACUGGAACCAGCUCAAGGUAAACCACAUACAGACAUUUCAAUUGUUACCGGAAUGAUGGGAAGUACAGUGGAACCUGGAUUCGGAAAAUCACCAAUUGAAACACAUUUACCGUGCCGUGUUCCAAGUUGGAACACAAAUUCCAUGCCAGAGUUUACUGAAGCAGGGGAUGUAGAUUUGCUUUUAAUGUUGGGAUCAAGUUCACAGAGGGAGGCAAUGUUACAGGAAAAGCUAGUUGGGAGGCCAUGGGAAAGCCACUGUGCAUAUUUAAACCAAUUCUAUAGUUCUUUGUUAUUCCCAGUUGCAGAGGUUUUGUUAAGUAAAAUAUGGGCCCUUCUGUCUUUGAAAAGGAAAUUUUGAGGCUUGGGCAUGGGAAAUAUGAUUAAAAAAAUUUACAGGCAGAUUCUCUUGGUUGUUGCCCUUCAUGACAGGUUGAAAUUAUAUUUUUUGCUUGAUGAAAUCAACCUGUAGGGUGUAGGAAAUAUUAAGAAAUGAAUGGUAACACCUAAUAAGACUCCAAUUACAUUAUAAGAAGCAGAGCCUAGGGACAACUAUUGAGGAUAUUUAAAAUCAAAUUCUAUGGUUUGUUUUAAUUUCGAGUUUGCAAGGUUUUCAUCACUCGGGCAUGGCCUCUGCUACCUUUUGAAUUGAGUUUUGAGACUGGGAAUGUGAGAAAUAUGUUAGAUGUGUUUUUUUUUUUUUUUUGCAGACAGGUUCAUUUGGUGAUUGUAUUACAUUAUUGGUUGAAAUGAAAAUUGUGCCAAAUGAAAUUAGCUCGUAGGGCAUGGGAAAUGCACUCUGGAGAAAUCUCUGGUUGCAACGAAUCCCUCACUGCAACGAAAUGGGGUUGGCCCCAUAUACAUUAUCGAAUCGAGGGUGUACGCUGUUGUGUGCUUCAUGGUUAGCUAUUCUUGCAACACUCAGAUGAUUAAAAGCACUGCUAUAUCUAAACCAUCUGACCUCUUGCUACUUAUAAAUUAAACUACAAAUCGACAUGCAUGUAUCUGAAGCAUGUACACAUGUGCAUACAUAAAGGAAUUAAGUCAAAUUGUUGUGGAUCCUGUUACUUGAUAAAAGUUUAUGCCCUUGCAUAGCCUGCAGUAAAUAUAGAAAAUGUGACAAGAGUAUAUCUAACAGUUUAACAUUAAAAUUUGUAUGUAUGCUAUAUUUAAAUUAUAAUGUCAAACUACAUUCAUUGGGGUCUUAUUAAAGACCAAUUGUGUCCUUUGUAAUUCCUCCUUGUACUAUAAAAAGGCAAAUAAGGGAAUUCCACCCACCUGGACUCUAGGAGACUCGAGCUGUGGACCCUAAGUGUAUGAGGCCAAAGCUCUCUAUUGACCAAGGAAGAACAGGGAAAGGGGUAGUAAACUACUUGAUGCUGGCAACAACAAUCAAAACCAAGGGAAUGUCAUAACAAAUUUCACAGAAUUCCUCAAAUCCUUAAUGUACCAGAUAUGACGACCAAACCAUACAUCUGAAAAUGGAGAAUUGUUGUUUCGAUCUGUCAUGGAUCUUUAAAUUUCUUGACAAAUGUGCUCUGGCAAGCUUUGUCCUUUUAUUUUAUUUCUCUCUCCCUUUCUCUUUCUAUUACUCGGCUUGAUAAUGGUCCAGGAUGGACUGAAACGUCACUGUUCCUCCAUUUUCUGACGUGUUUGGCCCUCAUAUCUUCAGCAACAUUAGUUUGACUUAUCGUCUGCAUUAAUGUAUCGGUAUUAAUAUUGUAAUAGUAUUUUAAAAAUGUGUAAUUUUUAUAACAAUUGGUACAUCAUAAAAAUACAAAUUAUGCAAAUUAAAUAUCCAUAAAAUUAUACUUGCUAAUAGAGAAAAUCCUUAAAAAGGUAAAACAUCCAAUUUUACUUUCAAUAGUUUUUAUUAUGAAGUCUAAAUACGGUACAUAAUGCAAACAAAGAAAAUCAUAUAGACUACAUUAAAUAUUUUGCUCAAUGCAAGAGAUACCUGAAGAUUUUUGUCAAAAUAUUCACUUGUACAGUAUGGAUGACAUUUGUGGUGCAUUCUCAAAUUUAAAAGCUACUGAAGAGCUAAACAAAAUUUGGAAAACAUACUUUCCAUAUAAACAAAAUACCUUUAUAUAACAUGUACCUUAACUUUUCAGUCUCAUCCAUGUGCCAUUGUGUAUCUAUCAUUGCUUUGCUACUCACAUUAUGAUAAAAUAGCUAUAAUUAAUAAACGAUGAAGAACUCGCUCAAGAAAUUAUAGUACGCUACUGCCUGAACUAAAUUUAGUUACAAAGCUAGAGUCGUUUUUCUACAUUGUGUGUGUGUUAUGUGUAACUUUUGAGAGUAACCGUUCAGAGUGAGGCGUGUCAAAUAUUGUAGCAAGCAAAACACCGAUAUAUAUAUAUUUCACAUGAAAUGAGAUGGUUUAACAAAUUAUGCAGCAAAAAUUAUAUAAAGCUGGUGUAAAAUGUAUCUUACAAUUACCACUUAUGCAUUUCAAGAAAAUAUAAUCAACUAGAGCCAGUCAUAAAAAUUGACCCUGCCAUAAAAAUAAAAUUUAAACUGGCUAAAUUACAAUAAAAUUACCUGGUCAUAUUUUACUACAGUAAAGCCUUGAUUCUGUAGUUAAUUGCAAAGUGAAAUCCCCUAAAAAAGAAAUUACACUCAAAAGAGAUGCACAUAGGCAUGCUUCUUGUUCCAUUCAGUAAUGGAGAAUUACAUUGUUAUUAAACUGAUUACUAUACGUGGAUGUAAACAUAUCCAAAACAAGGGAUCAAAACACAUUCUCACGCUGGGUUUGUACUCUUGAUCCCAGGGACACUGGAAACCAUCUACUGUAACUUCAUGUUCUAAUUUUUACAGAAAAUAAUUACAUAUUAUAAAAUACCAUAUACCAAAUUGACACAAAUUUUACAUUAUAUAUAUUUAUAUAAAAAAAAUUGACCUUGUUCACUUACAUCUUUAUUCAAAAAUUAGUUUCCUUAUAACCAUCUUAGCUAUAUUAUCAUCCAAACUACUUUUAAUGAGCACUGCAGAACGAUUAUCACUUCAAAAUUUGAACUUCAAAUUUGUCAUGAUAUACAGUAUAUAAAUGAAUGAUA